This is a messenger RNA of Entelurus aequoreus (snake pipefish), 6980 nucleotides long. RefSeq names its product RNA polymerase II subunit A (gene polr2a). Lineage: Eukaryota; Metazoa; Chordata; Actinopteri; Syngnathiformes; Syngnathidae. Gene Ontology annotation, biological process: transcription by RNA polymerase II. Bases 238 to 6156 code for a protein of 1972 amino acids. Gene Ontology annotation, cellular component: RNA polymerase II, core complex. Gene Ontology annotation, molecular function: DNA binding. The record is from RefSeq and is a predicted model, not a curated record. The transcript is spliced from 29 exons.
UAAUGCUCAGAAGUGCUGAGAGCGCUCCACGCAGUAGAUCGGAAAAGGGGAGGGGGUUGUAAACCGUCUACUAGUUUGGAUCAAACCACGUAAAAUUAGUCUAAAAGGCGACUAACAUCAGAUGUCCCGGGGAUCCCGCCAUUGGUGGCCUGUUUUGGGACCGUGGUGAAUACUUACAGGCUGUUCCUGCUCACAAAGAGACGUGCCGAGGAAGGACGCGUCUUUUGAAUAGACAGGAUGCACGGACCGCCCUCCGGCGACAGCGCAUGCCCCUUGCGCACGAUCAAGAGAGUACAGUUCGGCAUCAUCAGCCCCGAUGAGCUUAAACGAAUGUCAGUUACGGAAGGGGGAAUCAAAUACCCAGAAACCACAGAAGGUGGUCGUCCGAAACUUGGUGGCCUUAUGGACCCGAGACAAGGUGUCAUAGAACGAAGUGGGAGAUGUCAGACGUGUGCAGGUAACAUGACUGAAUGCCCGGGACAUUUUGGGCACAUUGAACUGGCAAAACCAGUUUUCCACGUCGGCUAUGUUUCCAAGAUCAUGAAAGUUCUACGCUGUGUCUGCUUCUUUUGUUCCAAGCUAUUAGUAGAUUCGAACAAUCCUAAGAUCAAAGACAUCCUUGGCAAAUCCAAAGGGCAGCCCAGGAAGCGUUUGACACAUGUGUAUGAGCUGUGCAAAGGUAAAAAUAUCUGUGAAGGAGGAGAGGAGAUGGACAACAAGUUUGGGAUGGAGCAGCAGGAGACCGAGGAAGACAUCACAAAGGAGAAGGGCCAUGGAGGUUGUGGGCGCUACCAGCCACGUAUCAGGCGCUCUGGCCUGGAGCUCUAUGCAGAGUGGAAGCAUGUCAAUGAAGAUUCUCAGGAGAAGAAAAUCCUGCUGAGCCCUGAGAGAGUGCACGAGAUCUUUAAACGCAUCUCGGAUGAAGAAGACCUCAUCUUGGGCAUGGAUCCCAAGUUUGCGCGACCGGAAUGGAUGAUCGUCACUGUGCUUCCUGUACCUCCGCUGGCUGUCAGGCCUGCUGUGGUCAUGCAGGGCUCUGCUCGCAACCAGGAUGACCUGACCCACAAGCUGGCUGACAUCGUCAAAAUAAACAAUCAGCUGAGGAGAAAUGAGCAAAGUGGUGCGGCAGCUCACGUUAUUGCAGAAGAUGUUAAGUUGCUUCAGUUCCACGUGGCCACCAUGGUGGACAAUGAACUUCCUGGCUUGCCAAGAGCGACGCAGAAGUCGGGCCGGCCUCUCAAAUCUCUCAAACAGCGUUUAAAGGGGAAGGAAGGCAGAGUCCGAGGUAACCUGAUGGGCAAGCGUGUUGACUUCUCAGCGAGAACUGUCAUCACCCCAGACCCAAAUCUCCAAAUUGACCAAGUGGGCGUCCCACGAUCUAUCGCAGCCAAUAUGACCUUUCCGGAAAUUGUCACGCCCUUCAACAUUGACAGAUUGCAAGAGCUGGUGCGACGAGGCAACAGCCAGUAUCCCGGGGCCAAAUACAUCAUCCGUGACAAUGGAGACAGAAUCGACCUGCGAUUUCACCCUAAACCAAGUGACCUUCAUUUGCAGAUUGGCUACAAGGUGGAAAGACACAUGUGUGACGGAGACAUCAUCAUUUUUAACAGACAGCCCACUUUACAUAAGAUGUCCAUGAUGGGGCACAGAGUUCGAAUUCUGCCCUGGUCCACAUUCCGACUCAACCUCAGCCUGUGGUCUGCCUUCAGUGUCACCACCCCCUACAAUGCUGACUUCGACGGAGACGAGAUGAACCUCCACCUGCCACAAUCCCUUGAGACGAGGGCAGAGAUUCAAGAGCUAGCCAUGGUGCCACGUAUGAUUGUCACACCUCAGUCCAACAGGCCCGUCAUGGGAAUUGUGCAGGACACGCUCACCGCCGUGCGCAAAUUCACCAAGAGAGACGUCUUCUUGGAGAGGGGCGAAGUCAUGAACCUCCUCAUGUUCCUCUCCACCUGGGACGGAAAGGUGCCCCAGCCGGCCAUCCUUAAGCCCCGCCCACUGUGGACUGGCAAACAGAUUUUCAGCCUGAUAAUUCCCGGGCACAUCAAUGUCAUUCGUACACACAGCACCCAUCCUGACGAUGAGGACAGCGGUCCUUACAAACACAUCUCACCAGGAGACACCAAGGUCAUAGUGGAAAAUGGUGAGUUGAUCAUGGGCAUCCUGUGUAAGAAGUCUCUGGGAACGUCAGCCGGCUCCCUCGUCCACAUUUCCUACUUGGAGAUGGGACAUGAUAUCACUAGACUGUUCUACUCCAACAUUCAAACUGUGGUCAACAACUGGCUGCUCAUUGAAGGUCAUUCCAUCGGUAUUGGUGACUCUAUUGCUGAUGCCAAGACUUACCUUGACAUCCAGAACACCAUCAAGAAAGCCAAACAGGAUGUGAUAGAGGUCAUCGAGAAGGCCCACAACAACGAGCUAGAGCCAACCCCUGGAAACACAUUGAGGCAGACCUUUGAGAACCAGGUGAAUCGUAUCCUCAACGACGCUCGUGACAAAACUGGUUCCUCUGCUCAGAAGUCUCUGUCAGAGUACAACAACUUUAAGUCUAUGGUGGUGGCCGGAUCCAAGGGCUCCAAGAUUAACAUCUCACAGGUUAUUGCUGUGGUGGGGCAGCAGAACGUGGAGGGUAAACGAAUCCCCUUUGGCUUCAAACACCGCACAUUACCUCACUUCAUCAAAGAUGAUUACGGCCCUGAGAGCAGAGGCUUUGUAGAGAACUCUUACCUGGCUGGCCUGACUCCAACGGAGUUCUUCUUCCAUGCCAUGGGAGGCAGAGAAGGUCUUAUCGACACAGCUGUAAAGACGGCUGAGACGGGUUACAUCCAGCGGCGUCUGAUCAAGUCCAUGGAGUCUGUGAUGGUCAAGUAUGACGGCACAGUGCGCAACUCCAUCAACCAAGUGGUGCAGCUGCGUUAUGGAGAGGAUGGCCUCGCUGGAGAGAAUGUGGAGUUCCAAAAUAUGGCAACGCUCAAACCAUCAAACAAAUCUUUUGAAAAAAAGUUCCGGUUUGACUGCACCAACGAGCGAGCACUGAGACGAACGCUGCAAGAAGACGUGGUGAAAGACGUGAUGACCAACGCUCUUGUGCAGGGAACUCUGGAGAGAGAGUUUGAGAAGAUGAAGGAGGACAGGGAGAGCCUCCGAACCAUUUUCCCUACCGGUGACAGUAAGGUGGUGCUGCCAUGCAACUUGGCAAGAAUGAUCUGGAACGCUCAGAAGAUCUUCCGUAUCAACACGCGCACCCCGACUGACCUCAAUCCAAUUCGAGUUGUUGAUGGUGUUCACGAGCUGAGUAAGAAGCUGGUGAUUGUGAAUGGUGAGGAUCCGCUAAGCAGACAGGCCCAAGCGAACGCCACUCUGCUCUUCAACAUCCAUUUGCGCUCCACACUCUGCUCCAAGCGUAUGACGGAAGAGUUCCGUCUUACCACCGAGGCUUUUGACUGGUUGCUGGGAGAGAUUGAGACCAAGUUUAACCAAUCUAUUGCCCACCCAGGAGAAAUGGUUGGUGCUUUGGCUGCUCAGUCUCUUGGAGAACCAGCCACACAGAUGACCCUAAACACUUUCCAUUAUGCCGGUGUGUCGGCCAAGAACGUCACACUUGGUGUACCACGUCUGAAGGAGUUAAUCAACAUUUCCAAGAAGCCCAAAACACCCUCGCUCACCGUUUUCCUGCUGGGCCAGGCCGCCCGGGAUGCAGAACGAGCCAAAGACAUCCUCUGUCGACUGGAGCACACUACACUGAGAAAGGUCACGGCCAACACUGCCAUCUACUACGAUCCGAACCCCCAAAACACUGUGGUCGCCGAGGACCAGGAGUGGGUGAAUGUCUACUACGAGAUGCCAGAUUUUGACGUGACUCGCAUUUCCCCGUGGCUGCUGCGUAUUGAGCUGGACCGCAAGCAUAUGACUGAUCGCAAGUUGACAAUGGAGCAGAUUGCAGAGAAAAUCAAUGCAGGUUUUGGAGAUGACCUCAACUGCAUAUUUAAUGAUGACAACGCUGAGAAACUCGUUCUGCGAAUCCGAAUCAUGAACAGCGAUGAGAACAAGUUCCAAGAUGAUGAGGAGGUGGUGGACGAAAUGGAUGACGACGUUUUCCUAAGAUGCAUUGAGUCCAACAUGCUGACAGACAUGACACUUCAAGGCAUCGAGCAAAUCAGCAAGGUGUAUAUGCACCUGCCCCAGACGGACAAUAAGAAGAAGAUCAUAAUUACAGAGGACGGAGAGUUCAAGGCCCUGCAGGAGUGGAUCCUUGAGACUGAUGGUGUAAGCCUCAUGAGGGUCCUCAGUGAAAAAGACGUCGAUCCUGUCAGGACCACGUCCAAUGACAUUGUGGAGAUCUUCACGGUGCUUGGUAUUGAGGCUGUGCGAAAAGCUCUGGAAAGGGAAUUGUAUCACGUCAUCUCAUUUGACGGCUCAUACGUCAACUACCGUCACUUGGCGCUGCUUUGUGACACCAUGACGUGCCGCGGUCACCUGAUGGCCAUCACGCGUCACGGCAUCAACCGUCAAGACACAGGGCCGCUCAUGAAGUGUUCCUUUGAGGAGACUGUGGAUGUGUUGAUGGAGGCUUCAUCUCACGGAGAAAGUGAUCCGAUGAAGGGCGUGUCUGAGAACAUCAUGCUCGGCCAGCUCGCUCCCGCUGGAACGGGCUGCUUUGACCUGCUGUUAGAUGCUGAGAAGUGCAAAUACGGCAUGGAGAUCCCCACAAACAUUCCUGGCAUCAGCGUGGCCGGACCCACCGGCAUGUUUUUUGGCAUGGCGCCGAGUCCCCUGAGUGGAAGAUCCCCCGCUAUGACCCCGUGGAACACUGGAGCAACACCAGCCCAUGGUGCCUGGUCCCCCAGUAUUGGAAGCGGCAUGACCCCCGGGGCAGCGGGCUUCUCACCAAGUGCAGCCUCAGAUGCAAGUGGCUUCUCACCUGGUUAUUCACCGGCUUGGUCCCCCACUCCUGGCUCCCCGGGUUCUCCUGGACCUGCCAGCCCCUACAUCCCAUCUCCAGGUGGCGCCAUGUCUCCCAACUACUCACCCACUUCCCCUGCCUACGAGCCUCGCUCCCCAGGUGGCUACACCCCCCAGAGCCCAGGAUACUCACCAACAUCACCUUCCUACUCACCAACUUCCCCCUCUUACUCCCCCACCAGCCCCAACUACAGCCCAACGUCUCCUUCCUACUCUCCCACCUCGCCCUCCUACUCUCCCACAUCGCCCUCCUACUCCCCUACAUCUCCAUCCUACUCUCCAACCUCCCCUUCUUACUCGCCGACCUCCCCAUCUUAUUCCCCAACAUCUCCCUCAUACUCUCCGACUUCGCCCAGCUACAGCCCCACUUCGCCUUCAUACUCCCCGACCUCGCCUUCAUACUCCCCGACCUCGCCUUCAUACUCCCCGACCUCGCCUUCAUACUCCCCGACUUCUCCGUCUUACUCGCCCACAUCACCGUCUUACUCACCCACCUCUCCCUCCUACUCGCCAACUAGCCCCAGCUACAGCCCCACAUCGCCAAACUAUACGCCCACAUCGCCCUCCUACUCUCCUACAUCGCCCUCCUAUUCUCCUACAUCACCCUCCUACUCCCCAACCUCCCCCAACUACACGCCGACCAGCCCAAACUACUCCCCGACUUCCCCCUCGUACUCCCCAACCUCUCCGUCUUACUCGCCCUCCAGUCCACGUUAUACUCCUCAGUCGCCUACCUACACGCCAAGCUCACCUUCAUACAGCCCCAGCUCCCCGUCCUACUCGCCCACCUCACCAAAGUACACCCCGACCUCACCCUCAUACAGUCCUAGCUCACCUGAAUACACCCCAACAUCCCCCAAGUACUCCCCAACAUCCCCCAAGUACUCCCCAACAUCCCCCAAGUACUCCCCAACAUCCCCCACCUACUCCCCGACGACACCCAAAUACAGCCCCACCUCGCCCACCUACUCCCCCACCUCUCCAACGUACACACCCACCAGCCCAAAAUACUCCCCUACUUCGCCAACCUAUUCCCCAACUUCACCAAAGUACUCGCCCACGUCGCCUACCUACUCGCCAACUAGCCCGAAAGGAUCCACUUACAGCCCCACCUCGCCAGGAUACAGCCCCACCUCGCCCACCUACAGCCCAGCCAUCAGCCCAGACGACAGCGACGAGGAGAAUAACUGAGGGUCUGCAAAGGAGGAGGCGAGGCAGCUGAGGGUGGACCAUGAUACAUUUUAGCCAUCUGAGCAGUCUUUACUUCCCCGAAAUAGUUGAAACUAUUAUAUGAAAAACUAACUCAUUUGCCUGAAGGGAGGAAAAAGUCUGCCGCCCGCACACAGCAUUGAAGCGAAUUCCCAAAAGGGUUGAGGAAAAGGAUGACGCUGAAGAUAUUGUAUUUUUUUCCCCUCUAGUUUACUGCAUUCAGCCUCUCAUUUGCGAUGUUGGACGUAAAGCUGUUUUGGAGAAGCGUACAUUUUGCCAAAAGCGCUUUGAAACGUGUAAUGGAGGAGGAAUAGUUCAGAUUUUUGUUUACUGCCUGGUGUUGCAGUGUGUCUUGUGGAUGGAAAAGAACUGACAAACAUCCGAUAAAUGACAUGCUGACCAUCUACUAUCCUCGCUGCUUCCUCCUUCACCCCUUCAAAAACUGAAUAUGAUGUCAUGAAAACACUUACCAGCGCACACACACCCACACACGCACACGCACCCACACGUCCUCCGGGAUUUUGAAGACAUUUGCAUUAAAGGCAAAAACAAUAGUGUUAUUUCCCUAGCAUAUAUCAUUUUAUUUUCUCUUUUAAGUUUUAACUUUCUGAAGAAAUGGGUGGUGCGUUGAGCAUUCUUUCCAUGGGUAGCAUCAUCCAACUUCAUGUGGACAUAUUCCCAGACCCUCCUUUGUAUUGCAAAUCAAUGUUUGUACCCUUUUUCUGUUUGUCAUUUGGACUAUUCCAUUUAUUUAAAGGUUAAGCUAUGGAUAAAGCACAAUUGCAAUAUAUAUAUAUAUAUAUAUA